Molecule: messenger RNA, 1761 nt
Organism: Oldenlandia corymbosa var. corymbosa
Lineage: Eukaryota; Viridiplantae; Streptophyta; Magnoliopsida; Gentianales; Rubiaceae
Source: the annotation of a GenBank genome assembly
AUGACCUUUCAUUUUCUCAAACAGUUUCAACACCACCAACUCCACCUUCAAAAGCAAAAAAGUUAAGGCCAAAUUUUAUAAACUAUACAGAGUUGCAUUUUAGAAACAGAGGAUUUGCUAUAAUUAUUAAUAAAACGGUCACAAACUCAAAGGAUAAAAAAAAAAGCAAAGUAUGGAGCGUAAGUUCGUGUGGAGACAGGAAAACAAAGUGAUUCAUAAAAAGCAGAAUGUUAAUUGCGUUAUGGAAUUUCAUCAUGGUCCAUCUUCCCCCAUAUAAAAAUUGCUUAAAUUCCCAUUUGGUAUGUUGCUGCUUUCUUCUGGUCAAAUUUUUCUUCAAGAAACGUUCACACACUUUUUUCAAAACAGGGGAUCCACUUUGUUAGAAAAGAAAACAUAAAAUUUAUUGCUACAAUUGUGCGAUCAAUCAAGAACAAUUAUUUAUCCAAAAGGGAGUUUUUUUUUUUUUUUUUUGUUUCUUCUUCCUUCAUUGCCAAUAUGAUUUUGAGAGCUACCUUAUCAAACACCAAGAAAUUCUUCCAGAAAAGCGUUGAGAAUUUCAAGUCAUUUCUUUCCGGGGGAUACCAAAGGCUUCCCAAGAGUUCUCCAUGUCAUUCCUUCCCCUGCGGCGGCGGUGCCGGCGGUGCCGGAGGUGGGAGCAUUCAUGAUCAUCAUCAUCAAGUCAAGUACAGCAGAACCUACGAAGAACUGGGCAAAUUCAAAACAGAGUGUUUGAAUGAUCAACAAGCUAACAAGCUGGGAUCAAGAACAGCAAGUAAGAAGAAAGACGCAUUCAAAGCGGCUGAAAUUCAUCAAGCUGAUCAGAGUAAAGAGAAUCAAAGGAAGAAGAAGAUUGUGUAUGAAGGCAAGAGAUUUUACCAAGAUUAUGCAAGACCCACAAACAGAAUGCUGAAAGAAAAGGAAAAGAGCACUUAUUUGGUGGCUAAAAAGCUCAAGGAUUUGGAAAUGCUGGACAAUGGGAACGUGGAACAUGUGUUGGACAUUGAAGAAGUUCUCCAUUACUAUUCCCGGUUGACUCUUCCUGCCUAUGUUGACAUUGUUGAUCAGUUCUUCACGGACAUGUAUUCAGAGCUGUUGAAUGGGCAAUCAUCAACGGUAACCUCAAAGCUUAAGAGUUCAUCCAGGCCAAUGCUUCAAAGGUUUGGCUUCUGAUUAAUCAGGGGAAAAUGAUGAAACUGAGCUUCAUUCAGCUAAUUCAUUAGUCCAGCCUUUGCUUUUGAUUAACAGUUUGUAAUUCCGAGUUUUCUUGAAUUACUUGAUCAACUGAAUGUGAAAUCAUGGGUUUUGAGCUCUUUCUUGUGACUUGUGAGCUUAGCAGUCUCAUUCUGGAUUUCAAAGUCAUUUUCAUAUCUAUUAUUUGGUGUACUGUAGCCUGAUCAAGCUUCCUGCGGUGGAAUGCUAAAUUGUAGCUGUUCAUUCCUACAUACGAUGUAAUAAUGUCUGGUACAGAAAUUACUUUGUUCAUGCUUGCUCUGAGCAUUGUGGCUUUAAUUUGUGCUUUAUACCUCAACAAUUUUCUUGUUCAAGUUCGAAAUGGUUACGCCCAUACUAUUAUUUAUUACAUUUUGUAUUGUUCCAAUUUUAUCGGAUGUUUGCGGAAAGGAUUAAUCUUUGCCAAUAUUUCUGAGCAAAACAGACUCUGAUGUUACUAGGUCUUUCUGAUGCUACCAUGGCUUAACCAUAACUCUCUCCAUACAUCUGAUUCUGAAAAUCGGACUAGAUUCCUUGAAGAUUGUAAUGCAU